Molecule: messenger RNA, 570 nt
Organism: Magnolia sinica
Lineage: Eukaryota; Viridiplantae; Streptophyta; Magnoliopsida; Magnoliales; Magnoliaceae
Exons: 2
Coding region: 1-570 (189 amino acids)
Molecular function (GO): nucleic acid binding; RNA-DNA hybrid ribonuclease activity
Source: RefSeq, a predicted model, not a curated record
AUGCCGUAUCUGGUUUUGUCCUUAAAUUAUGGCAUGCAGAUUGGGAGAACUAUGAGUCUAAACACUCACUCUUCCCUUAUCGCUGAUAGAACUCUAAUUAUCACUUGGUGCAAGCCCCCUCCUGUUUGGGUAAAGCUAAAUGUGGACGAUUCAGCCAGGGAAAAUUCGGACGAAGGAGGUGGAAGAGGCAUAUGCAAAGACCACCUCAGCAACCUAAUCUUUGCCUUCCAUAACAGAUAUGGCCCUGUCUCUAACAUUGUGGCUGAGGCCCGUGCGCUUGCUGAUGGAUUGAUCCAAUGCAGGGACAGAGGGUUUUCGCAGAUCAUGGCUGAAACUGACUCUCGAGUAGUCUUUGAUGCGGUGACUAAUCCAGACAAAUCAGGAAGCUGGAACAUUUGGGAAGGCAACUUUGUAGUUGAUGGUCUGGCUAAAUUGGCAAGUGGGGGUGCCCCAAACAAGCUCUAUCUCAUCCAGGAUGACCUCCCCAGGCCCAUCAGAGGCUCCAUUCUUUUGGACAGAUCAAACUUUGGCUCUAUCAGAUUAGUCAAACCAAAAACAGGGAUCGGCUGA